GGGGAGCAUUUCAGAUUUCAUCAGUGUUGCCUUCAGCUGAAGUCUGAACACUGACUUGAAGAAGCCAUGAUGAAGAUUCCUUGUCUCUUUGCGAUCGUCUUCGCCUUCUGGCUUUGCGGACACAUCGCAGAAGGUAAUUUAAUCCGUAAGAGUGUGGAAACACUAACAGAAGAUGAAGUUCUCAACCUACAGGUAGCUCUCCGUGCCAUGCAGGAUGAUGCAUCUCCAACUGGUUACCAGGCCAUCGCAGCCUACCAUGGUGAGCCAGCUGACUGUAAGGCACCAGAUGGAAGUACUGUGGUCUGUUGCUUGCAUGGUAUGCCAACGUUCCCUCUUUGGCAUAGAUUGUACCUUGUACAGUUUGAGCAAGCAAUGGCAACUCAUGGUUCCACACUUGGUGUUCCUUACUGGGAUUGGACUCAACCAGUGGAUCAUCUUCCUGAGCUCGUUAGCCAUCCUCUUUUUAUGGAUCCCUCUUCUCACAAGGCUAAAAAGAACGUCUUCUACUCAGGCGAUAUCGCAUUUGAGCAGAAGGUCACUGCUAGAGCCGUUGAUACAAGAUUGUUCCAAUCUUCAAAGGGAGGAAAGAACUUCUUAUUAGAUGGUAUUCUCUUAGCUUUAGAGCAAGAAGACUAUUGCCAUUUCGAAGUUCAGUUUGAAGUUGCUCAUAAUCCAAUCCACUAUCUCGUUGGUGGUCGCUUUGCACAUUCAAUGUCUAGUUUGGAGUAUACUUCAUACGAUCCACUCUUCUUCUUGCAUCAUUCGAACGUUGAACGUCUGUUUGUUAUUUGGCAAGCUCUGCAGAAGCAUAGAGGUCUUGACGGUAGUGCCAACUGUGGCUUGAACAUGUUCCAUAAGCCAAUGGAACCGUUUGGUCGUGACACCAAUCCUAUUAGUCUUACUAAAGACCACGCCAAGGCUGUUGAUUUGUUUGACUACAACGAAUUAGGAUAUGAUUAUGAUGAUCUUCACCUCAAUGGAAUGGAUAUUCCACAGCUAGAUACGCUCAUGAAAGAACACCAACAGCACCCGAGAGCAUUUGCUAAUUUCAGAUUAGGAGGUAUCAAGACCUCUGCCAACGUUCGAGUCGCAGUUUGUAUUCCAACCGAUGACAAAAGACACAGCGAUAACUGCAACAAUCAUGUCGGUUCUUUCUUUAUUCUUGGUGGUGUACAUGAGAUGACCUGGAACUUCGGUUAUCCCUUCCUCUUUGAGAUUACAGAUGUUGUCAAAUCUCUCGGUGUUCCUUUGGAUGGCAACUAUUACAUUCAUGCUGAUGUUACUGCAAUUAAUGGCACUCUCUUACCCGAUGGCACAAUCCCAAGACCGACUGUCACAUAUAUUCCAGCUCAUGACUUUAAAGAUGCUGAUAUGGCACCAGUAGAUAAAACUAGUUUAACCGUCCGUAAAGAUCUUCGCAGUUUAACGACAGAGGAAGAGCAUGAACUGAGAGUUGCCAUGGAACGUUUCAUGGAUGAUAAAUCCAUUGACGGUUACCAAGCCUUAGCUGAAUUCCAUGGUCUUCCAGCGAAAUGUCCAGAACCUGAUGCUAUCAACCGUGUUGCAUGCUGUGUUCAUGGAAUGUCCACUUUCCCACACUGGCACAGACUUGUUGUCAUGCAGUUUGAAGAUGCUCUUAUUGCUCGUGGAUCCCAGAUAGGUGUUCCUUAUUGGGACUGGACGAAACCUAGCUCAGAAUUGCCACAUCUGGUUGCUGCUGAAACAUAUGAAGAUCCUUACACAAAAGAAGUAAAACCAAAUCCCUUCUUCCAUGCACCAGUCGAGUUUUUGCACAAUGAUGUCUUUACUAAAAGAAGCGUUGAUGCAAGAUUGUUUGAGAAACCAACAAAAGGACAUCACGGAUAUCUCUAUGACGGUAUGAUGUUAGCCUUCGAAGAAGAAGAUUUCUGUGAUUUCGAAGUGCAGUUCGAAGUUACCCAUAAUGCAAUUCAUGCUUGGGUUGGUGGCAAUGAACCUUAUUCUAUGUCGUCUUUGCAUUACACGUCAUUUGAUCCCCUCUUCUGGCUACAUCACUCACAAGUUGAUAGAUUGUGGGCAGUAUGGCAAGCAUUGCAGAUCCAUCGUGGAAAACCCUACAAACCAUACUGCGCUCUUUCAGAGGUCCAUCGUCCUUUGAAACCAUUUGCCUUUGAACCACCACUGAAUAACAACAAACAUACAUAUCGCCACGCAGUACCAACAGAGGUUUAUGAUUAUCAGUCAGACCUUCAUUACACUUAUGAUACGCUCUUCUUCGGAGGAAUGUCCGUUAGAGAGCUUCAGAGACAUAUCGAAGAAGACAAGGCUAAAGAUCGUGUGUUCGUUGGCUUCCUUUUGAUGGGUAUCAAAACAUCAGCAAAUGUUGACAUCACUGUCGAUAGUGCAGGUAACACAUACAAUGCUGGAUCAAUAACAAUCCUUGGAGGCAGCAAAGAGAUGGAAUGGAGAUUUGAUCGACUUUACAAGUAUGAAAUUACUGGAGCACUAGCUGAACUUGGUGUAGAUAUGCGCGCUGAUUAUAGCAUAACCUUACAAAUUACCGAUAUCAAUGGAACAGCUCUUCCAUCCACCGCAAUUCCAGAUCCAAUUGUGAUAUUCACUCCAGGAAAAAAGGAAUCAGACGUUGUCUUUGACGAAUUAUAUCGUUCCAGACGAGACGUUUCUUCAUUGACCCAUGCAGAUAUGAAUACACUGAGGAAGGCUUUACAAGCUUACGAAGACGAUAAAAGUCCCAAUGGAUAUCAGCAAGUAGCUGCUUUCCACGGUUCCACACAAUGGUGUCCUAGCCCUGAUGCUGCAGUCAAAUAUGCUUGCUGUCACCACGGAAUGGCAACAUUCCCUCAUUGGCAUAGAUUGCUGACAAUCAACUUUGAAAACGGUCUGCGAAGAAAUGGUUAUCAAAAUGGUAUUCCUUACUGGGAUUGGACUCGCCCGAUUUCGGAACUGCCUGCUCUGGUAAAAGAAGAAACAUAUCUUGAUGAAAAUGGGGAAGCUCACCCGAAUCCAUUCUUUAGUGGCGUUAUUGAUGAAGCUGGUGCUCAAACCACCCGAGCUCUUAAUCCAGAGCUAUUUGUUCAACCUCCUUUCGGAGAAUUCACUCCCUUGGCAAAUGAAGUUAUGUACGCUUUAGAACAAGAAGACUUUUGUUCGUUCGAAGUACAAUUCGAAAUUGCUCAUAAUCACAUCCAUGCACUUGUUGGAGGUGGAGAACAGUAUUCUAUGUCAUCACUUGAAUACACAGCCUACGAUCCUCUUUUCAUACUUCACCAUUCAAAUGUUGAUAGAGUUUGGGCCAUUUGGCAAGCUCUGCAAAAGUUCCGAGGACAUCGAUACAACAGUGCUAACUGUGCUAUUGAAACUCUACGUAAACCAAUGUCUCCUUUUAGUCUCACCAGUGACAUCAAUGUUGAUUCAAUGACUCGAGAACAUUCAGUUCCUUUUGAUGUGUUUGAUUACAAGAAGAAUUUCCAUUACGAAUAUGAUGUUCUUGAAUUGAAUGGAUUAUCUAUUCCAAAGUUACACAGAGAAAUUAACAGACGUCGUAUGAAGGGUCGCGUUUUCGCUACUUUCAUGCUCGAAGGUAUUAAACAGUCUGCAUUAGUUGAAUACUAUAUCAGGGCUCAUGGUGCUACUGAUCAGGUGAAAGCUGGAGAAUUUUAUGUUCUGGGUAGUGCUAACGAAAUGCCUUGGAAAUUUGACCGAGUUUACAAAGCUGAUAUCACGAAGCAGAUGAAGGAAGCACAUCUACAUUAUAACGACCAAUAUCACAUCGAAUAUCACGUGAAAGACUUGGCUGGAGCUGAAAUAGCCGAUGUUAAUCUUGAACCUGCAAUUGUCUACGAACCAGGUCUUGGUGAUUUCGGCGAGGUGGGUGUAUGGGUUGAACCUGUAACCAGUGCAAACCGAAUUAGAAAGAAUCUCAACAGUCUUACUACCGGCCAUAUCGAAUCACUGAGAAAUGCUUUCAAAGAUAUGAAAAAUGAUGGUAGAUACGAAGAAAUUGCCGCAUUCCACGGAUUGCCGGCUCAGUGUCCUAACAAAGAUGGUAGUAAAGUAUAUACAUGUUGUAUACAUGGAAUGCCAACUUUUCCACACUGGCAUAGAUUAUAUGUUGCUCUAGUAGAGAACGAAUUAUUAGCCAGAGGUUCCGGUGUAGCUGUACCUUAUUGGGAUUGGAUACAACCAUUUGAUCAUCUUCCAGCUUUGGUCAAUGAAGCCACUUACUACAAUUCAAGAACGCUUCACAUCGAACCAAAUCCAUUCUUUAAAGGAAAGAUUUCUUUCUUAAAUUCGGAAACCAAUCGAGAUCCACAACCUAAAUUAUUUGGUAACAAAUACCUUUACGAACACACACUUUUCGUCUUGGAACAGACUGACUUCUGUGAGUUUGAAGUCCAGUUUGAAGUACUUCACAAUACUAUCCACUCGUGGCUCGGUGGCCGUGAUCCUCACUCUAUGUCGUCGCUGGAUUUUACAGCUUAUGAUCCAAUCUUCUUCCUUCAUCAUAGUAAUAUUGAUAGGAUAUGGGCAAUUUGGCAAGAAUUACAACGUUACCGAAAGCUACCUUACAAUGAAGCUAAUUGCGCAUUGCCUCUGCUUAAUGUACCUAUGCGACCAUUCAGUAACACUACUGCAAAUCAUGAUCGGAUUACACUCACUCAUAGCACUCCAAAUGAUGUCUUUGACUAUCAAAAUGUUUUACACUACAAAUAUGACACUUUGUCCUUCUUUGAUCUCACUAUUACCCAGUUGGAACAUCUUAUUGAAGAGAGAAAGGCUCAUGACAGGAUUUUUGCUGGAUUCUUGCUUCAUGGUGUCAAAGCUUCGGCUGACGUACACAUAUACAUUUGUGUACCUACUUCUAAGCAUGAAGAAAACUGUGCUCACGAAGCUGGUGUCUUCUCUGUCUUGGGAGGAGAGUCCGAAAUGCCAUGGCAAUUUGACCGUUCCUUCCGAUAUGAAAUAACAGAUCAGCUGAAGUUGUUAGGUCUCAACCAAAACAGCCAUUUCCGUGUUAAAACUGAAGUCAUAGCUGUCAAUGGAUCAUCAAUCCAUGCUAACAUUUUCCCAAAUCCAACUAUUAUUUAUGUUCCAAAACAAGGUCAUUUAGCUGACUUCAAACAUGAAGAAAGCAAUGGAAAUCUUGUACGAAAGAAUGUUGAACGACUCUCUUUGUCUGAGAUGAAUUCAUUGGUACAUGCUCUCAAAAGAAUGCAGAAAGACAAGUCAUCUGACGGUUUUGAAGCAAUCGCAUCAUUCCAUGCUCUGCCUCCUCUUUGCCCAAAUCCGACUGCCAAACAUAGACACGCUUGUUGUCUUCAUGGUAUGGCUACGUUCCCUCACUGGCACAGGCUCUUCGUCGUUCAGUUUGAACAAGCUUUACAUAGACAUGGAGCUACAGUUGGUGUUCCUUAUUGGGAUUGGACCCGUCCUAUUUCAGAGAUUCCUGCUUUCAUAGCCUCUGAGAUGUAUUCUGACCCUUUCACUAAGAUAGAAUCGCAUAACCCAUUUAAUCAUGGUCAUAUUUCUUUCAUCAGUGAAGACACUAUGACUAAACGUGAGGUCAGCGAAUAUUUGUACGAACAUCCUGUAUUGGGAAAACAGACAUGGCUCUUUGAUAACAUCGCUUUAGCUUUGGAACAGACUGAUUAUUGUGAUUUCGAAAUACAAUUAGAGAUUGUUCACAAUGCCAUUCACUCUUGGAUCGGUGGAAAAGAAGAACUUUCCUUGAACCAUUUGCAUUAUGCAGCCUAUGAUCCAUUAUUUUUCCUACAUCAUUCUAAUGUCGAUAGAUUGUGGGUUAUUUGGCAAGAACUGCAGAAGCUGAGAGGUCUCAGUGCCUAUGAAUCUCAUUGUGCUCUUGAGCUUAUGAAAGUCCCAUUGAAACCGUUCUCCUUCGGAGCCCCUUACAAUUUGAAUGCACUCACCACUAAAUUGUCCAAACCUGAAGACAUGUUCAGAUACAAAGACAACUUCCAUUAUGAAUACGACAUCCUAGAUACUAACAGUAUGUCUAUUAAUCAGAUAGAGGCAUAUAUCAGACACCAAAGAGAACACGAUCGUGUUUUUGCUGGUUUUUUGUUGAGUGGAUUUGGUUCAUCAGCAUAUGCAACAUUUGAGAUCUGCGUUGAAGAAGGAGAAUGUCACGAAGGAAGUCACUUUGCUGUGCUUGGAGGCAGUACAGAAAUGCCAUGGGCCUUUGACCGUCUCUAUAAGAUAGAAAUUACUGAUGUUCUUGCUAAUAAUAAUUUAGCUUUCGAUUCACCUUUCACAAUUAAGACGAAAAUAGUUGCUCAAAAUGGAACCGAAUUGCCAGCAGGCAUUCUUCCUGAAGCAACUGUAGUAAGGAUCCCACCAGCCAAGAAAGACAUUGAUGUUGACAUUCCACUAAAUCAUAUCCGACGAAAUGUUGAUUCUUUGGACGAAAGAGAUAUCCAGAAUCUUAUGGCAGCACUUACACGUGUUAAGGAAGACAAAAGUGACCAUGGAUUCCAGACUAUCGCUGGUUAUCAUGGUUCAACGAUGUGUCCUAGUCCAGAUGACCCAAAAUAUGCCUGUUGCCUACAUGGAAUGCCAGUCUUCCCACAUUGGCAUCGUGUUUAUUUGUUACAUUUUGAAGAUUCUAUGCGCCGACAUGGCUCCAGUGUUGCCACUCCUUAUUGGGACUGGACAGAUAAGCUUACGAAACUGCCCAGACUUUUAGGAGAUCCUGACUACUAUGAUGCUUGGACUGAUAACGUAAUCGAGAAUCCUUUCCUUAGAGGCUACAUUGAACAUGAAGACACCUACACAGUCAGAGACAUAAGACCGGAACUAUUUGAAAUCAGUGGAGGAGAGGGAUCUACACUUUACAGACAAGUACUUCUCAUGCUUGAACAAGAAGACUAUUGCGACUUCGAAGUGCAAUUUGAAGUUGUUCAUAACUCUAUUCACUAUCUUGUUGGUGGUCACCAGAAAUAUGCCAUGUCCAGUUUGGUUUAUAGUUCCUUUGAUCCUCUCUUCUACAUUCAUCAUUCAAUGGUUGAUCGUCUCUGGGCUAUUUGGCAAGCUCUCCAGGAACACAGAAAAUUACCUUAUGAUAAAGCUUACUGUGCCCUAGAGCAACUGUCAUUCCCGAUGAAGCCGUUUUCUUGGGAAACCAACCCGAAUCUACAUACACGAGCUGCAGCAACACCACAGCAUCUAUUUAACUACCAUAAACUUGGUUAUAAAUAUGAUAAUCUUGACUUCCAUGGAAUGGAUAUUGAUCAGUUGGAGAAGACUAUUCAUAAACGCCAGAGCACAGACAGAGUUUUUGCUUCAUUCUUACUUUUUGGCAUCAAAACUUCAGCUGAUGUCCAUUUGAAACUCUGCAAAGACACAACUUGUGAAGACGCUGGUGUGGUCUUUGUACUUGGUGGCGACAAUGAAAUGCCAUGGCAUUUUGAUAGAACAUACAAGAUGGAUAUUACUCAUGUUAUCCAUAAAAUGCAUAUUCCUCUGGAAGACCUGUACGUUCACGGAAGCACUAUUCACCUUGAAGUUGUAAUUGAAACAGUUGAUGGAAAAGUAUUAGAUUCCAGUUCUUUACCUGCUCCUACAAUGAUAUAUGUCCCAGCUAAAGAUUUCGAAGAAGAGGAACGGAAGCAAGUCGUGAAAGGUACCCUAAUGAGAAAGAAUGUCAAUAGUUUGACUCCAUCUGACAUCAAAGACCUAAGAGACGCCUUAGCUAAAGUACAAGCUGACUCUUCUGACAAUGGUUACCAGAAAAUUGCUUCUUAUCACGGAAUGCCUCUCAGUUGUCAUUAUCCCAACGGCACAGCUUACGCAUGUUGUCAACAUGGAAUGGUAACUUUCCCUCACUGGCAUAGAUUGUUAGUUAAACAAAUGGAAGACGCUUUAAUUGCUCAUGGUUCUCACACUGGUAUUCCCUACUGGGACUGGACAACUACUUUCGCUCAUUUACCUGUACUGGUCACUGAGGAGAAAAAUAACCCCUUCCACCAUGCUCAUAUCGAUGUUGCUAAUAAAGAUACAACCAGAGCACCGAGAGCUCAACUUUUUGAUGAUCCAGAAAAAGGAGAUAAAUCAUUCUUCUACCGCCAGAUAGCACUUGCUCUGGAACAAACAGAUUUCUGUGAUUUUGAAGUCCAAUUCGAAAUCGGCCAUAAUGCUAUCCAUUCUUGGGUUGGAGGUAGUACUCCAUAUGGUAUGUCAACCCUUCACUAUACUUCCUAUGAUCCUCUCUUCUACCUUCAUCACUCCAAUACUGACCGUAUUUGGGCUGUAUGGCAAGCAUUACAGAAGUAUCGAGGAUUGCCUUACAAUUCUGCCAACUGUGAAAUCAACAAACUUGCUAAGCCACUGAAGCCGUUCAACUUGGAUAGCAAUCAUAACGCUGUUACAAAGGCUCAUUCAACUGGCAAUAAAGCUUUCGAUUACCAUGAACUUGGUUAUGAUUAUGACAAUCUUAAUUUCCAUGGUAUGACCAUUCCUGAAUUGGAAGAACACCUUAAAGAAAUACAACAUGAAGACAGAGUAUUUGCUGGUUUCUUACUUCGUACCAUUGGUCAAUCUGCUGAUGUCAAUUUCGACAUCUGCACCAAAAAUGGCGAAUGUACAUUUGGAGGUACGUUCUGUAUUCUCGGUGGAGAACAUGAGAUGUUCUGGGCAUUUGACCGUCUUUUUAAAUAUGAUAUCACCUCAAGUCUGAAUAAACUACGUUUACAUGCUCAUGAUGAUUUCGAAAUAAAGGUUACUAUUAAAGCUAUCGAUGGUCAUACCUUACCAAAUAAGUACCUCACUCCUCCCACGAUUUUCUUUGUUCCGGCUAAAUAAUAUUAUUAAGUGAUGUAAUCAUUCAUAUGAUUUAGUAAAUCUGUACAUUUUUUCUCAUUGAUAAUGAAGAAUUUCUUUUUAGUUACUUUGUACAUUUUCAAUCAAUAAAUGAUAUAUCCAGCGAA
Molecule: messenger RNA, 8942 nt
Organism: Octopus sinensis (East Asian common octopus)
Lineage: Eukaryota; Metazoa; Mollusca; Cephalopoda; Octopoda; Octopodidae
Product: hemocyanin G-type, units Oda to Odg
Exons: 12
Coding region: 67-8817 (2916 amino acids)
Molecular function (GO): oxidoreductase activity
Source: RefSeq, a predicted model, not a curated record